AUGACAACUACCACCAACCUAGCGGAAGCAACCCUCCCAGGACAAGUGAUCGUGCCCCACUUCCCUUCACACCCAAGCCUAGUGCACGAGGCACCCAUAAUACCUAAGCCUUCCCCCAAGAGACCGACCAACAAGCCUAUGCCAAACACAGGUGUCUUAUGCUAUUUUCAUCAGUUCAGUGGCCAUGAUACUGAAUAUUGUGUUGCCUUGCGCAACAUCAUUGAAGGACUUAUUCAUCAAGGGAAGCUGGAUAAAUAUGUUCACAACCUCCCACCCCCACCUAACCCCCACUAA
This is a messenger RNA of Prunus armeniaca (apricot), 294 nucleotides long. NCBI's taxonomy places the organism in Eukaryota, Viridiplantae, Streptophyta, Magnoliopsida, Rosales, Rosaceae. The record is from the annotation of a GenBank genome assembly.